Messenger RNA from Chara braunii, 781 nucleotides. The record is from the annotation of a GenBank genome assembly. NCBI's taxonomy places the organism in Eukaryota, Viridiplantae, Streptophyta, Charophyceae, Charales, Characeae.
GUGUUUAAGCAGCUCAAGGAGUUGCGCGAAGACAUGGCCAGGAUGGCACAGCAGCACCGCGAUCAGCUGCAACAGUUUGCUAAUUCGCAGCAGGCUCAAAUCGUCUCUUCACUCACCUACCCUGCCUCCAAUGCUGCGUGUCAGUCCGGUUUUGCCCCUCUGACCACGUCUACUUCUUCUCCUUCUACUUCUUCUUCUUUGAGUGUGGUUAACAACCAAAGCGGAUCUGCAGCAAGUCCAGACCCCGCUGCUGCUGUUGCUGCAGCAGCAAGUGGUGGUGCAGGGACUUCUGGAACUGUUGCAGCCCCGGGCCCGGACCCAGCAAUGGCUGGGCCAGGCGGMAGCUUUGCUUACAUCGACAGGAAGGCGGCGCAGAUUCCGUCCAAGUAUGACGGAAAGGACGACGUCGAGUCUUGGAUCAGCUCUACGCGGUCCUACUUUGAUGUAUUGGGGACACCCCCGUCCACUCAGUCGGCUAUCCUGGGGACCAAUGUGGAGCCCGUCGUGCGGGGUUUCCUAGAAACCCAAGCUGUCCAAUCCGGCUAUAAGAAAAUAGACCUGAACAUUUGGCUAAAGGCUACGCCUACUGCCGCACUUGAGGAUCUCUUGAUCAAACAAUAUGCUAAUCCACAUGCUGCAGCUAAAGCAAGACUUAAGCUUGACAAGCUCAAACACAGCAAGUGGACCGGCACCAUGCACAGCCUGUAGUAGUAUGUUAGUAAACUCUUUGCUACUCCGGAUCUGGAGAUGACUGCGCAGUCCUGUUUGGAUGUGAUAAAAG